AUGUCCUCCCCUAGCACUGUGACCGCAAUCCAAACUAACCCCCCGUCUGGAAAACUAAUCUUGUUCGAUGUGCUUACCAUUCUUGGAUUUACAUCACUUUCAUUGGUCGUUCUCGUCGCACAUUUCUCCUCUCGCAUACAGCGAAAUGCGUUAUGGUUUCGGCAUAUGAACUCCUGGAUUAUUUACUCGGCGUCAUAUCUGUUGCUUAUAGGGCAUCAAAUGGGUCCUGAACCCCCCUUUGGCUUGUGUGUUCUCCAAUCUGCCUUGAUAUACGCUGCUCCGACACUACCAAGCCUCACAGCAGUAGCAUUUGUCAUCGAUCUUUACAUCACCCUUUCAUCAAUCGUUCAACGCAAAGCAAAAAUCCGACCCGCAAUGGCGAAAUUGUUGAUCGUCUUCCCGCCCUUCGUUUACGCCACCGUUUUUAUGGUGUCAUUACUGGUUCAGUACUCAAUCGUUCCCGAUACCACCUACGUCGCUCGUGGAGCAGACCACCUUUACUGUCAUAUCUCUUUGUCCACACCCACCUGGAUAGCCGCGUUUAUCGUCAUUGGCGGAGGGCUGAUAAUUAUUCCGCUUGAAAUCUGGAUUGCCGUCGUCGUAUACCGCAAUUGGGCAGCAUUCCAGUACAUGUCCAAGGGCGAGAAAGAGCAACAAUCCCAUGUUUCUCUUGGAACAUUCAUGCGAGUCGCGGCCUUCACGAUAUUGUACCUGACGGGCAUUUGUGUCGGCUUCAUCACUUUGAAAGAAAAAGAGACAACAUCGGUCUCCAAUUGGCAGCUGGUUUUGCCUACGGUUUCGUCUUUCCGACCUCCGAAGACUCCCUACCCGCUCCGUGGGACGUUCCCUCCUUCUUUCUUUACCCCACCACCCCGAUUCAGUCUUCGGUCAACACUUUCGCUUUCUUUGACGCCGUUGACCACCAGAAUGGCCACUCUCCCUGUCCCUCCUGCUCCAUCUCGAACACCCAGCGGCGGUUACGCCUUGCCAGAGGGAACAUACUACAUCUCCAAGCCUUUCCGGUCAAGGUCGUCCAAGAAACUUCGCGCCAUGGUCGCCUUUGCCCCGCGCGAGUCCCAUUUCGAUAUCAACAACCCUACCUCCGGAGCGAAUGAAUUCCGCGGCUUUUUCACCCUAUUCUGGAUAUCGAUGUUCAUUUUCACCGUUAGCACGUAUAUCCGGAGUAUAGAAACUAACGGACACGCCUUGAACCUGCGUUUUGCGACCAUGUUUUCGCGUGACGCCAUUACGCUGGCUUUGAGCGAUGCGCUCCUUGUUGGCUCAACUGCUCUGUGUGUCCCAUUCGCAAAAGCCAUCAGCAAGGGUUGGAUUCGCUACUAUUGGACUGGUCUCAUCGUGCAGCAUCUAUUACAAACCACGGCACUUGUUGCCGCUGUCAGCUGGACUUUCAAUCGCGACUGGCCAUGGGUCCAGUCUGGGUUUUUCACGCUACAUACCUUGGUCAUGAUCAUGAAAGUCCACUCGUAUAUGACGGUUAAUGGGCAUCUCCAAUAUGUUUCUGAGACAGCGAACUCCUUGCUUCAUCGCAUGAAAAAGGCAACUGAGGCAGCUGGAGGUUGGGAUCAAGCUAUCAAAGACGCUGAAGCUCGUCGCACGGAACUGGAGUCUACCAACAACUCAACUUUGGAUCACACUCCAAGCGAGACCCCUUCUCUUCCUCCAGGCACGACGACCUCUUAUGUCGACGCUACAACUGCUGCUGCAUUACAACAGCGUCUCUUCGCCGUCUCAAACGCUUCCAAAAAGGACGAUGACUUCGCAAAGCAUAGUUCGGAGCCACACAUUCUAGUCAAUCACCCAAAUGAAGGCAUUGCUGCCAUGGCUCGAGAUUACUCAGAACUCGCCAAUGAGCUCACCAGCACUGGUCCUUAUAGCGUUUCCUACCCAGAUAACAUCACAUUCAAGAAUUUCGCUGUGUAUCAGCUGAUACCAACGCUUGUCUAUGAGCUCGAGUACCCCAGAACCAAUCGCAUCAGGCCGCUUUACGUCUUCGAGAAGACUGUGGCUACAUUUGGAACAUUUGCACUACUCUACACCGUCACCGAAACCUUCAUCCUCCCACGUGCAAAUGUCGGCAACUCCUCAUUUGCUCGCGCCAUGUUAGACCUAUCACUCCCCUUUAUGAUCGCCUACUUACUACUAUUCUACAUUAUAUUCGAGUGCAUCUGCAAUGGUUUUGCAGAGCUCUCAUAUUUCGCGGACCGACAAUUCUACGAGGAUUGGUGGAACUCGACUUCAUGGGACGAGUUUUCCCGCAAAUGGAACAAACCAGUGCACACAUUCCUCCUCAAUCACGUCUACGCCUCUACCAUGGCCAGCUAUAGACUUUCUCGUGGCGCGGCCAUGUUCAUCACCUUCCUCUUAAGCGCAUGCGUCCACGAACUGGUAAUGGUCAUUGUAACAAGAAAGUUCAGGCAAGUAAACGGUGCACCCAUGUUCCACGACUAA
This is a messenger RNA of Mycena indigotica, 2469 nucleotides long. Its product is annotated as O-acyltransferase. The record is from RefSeq and is a predicted model, not a curated record. Gene Ontology annotation, biological process: ergosterol metabolic process. Gene Ontology annotation, molecular function: ergosterol O-acyltransferase activity. Gene Ontology annotation, cellular component: endoplasmic reticulum membrane. The transcript has 14 exons. NCBI's taxonomy places the organism in Eukaryota, Fungi, Basidiomycota, Agaricomycetes, Agaricales, Mycenaceae. Bases 1 to 2469 code for a protein of 822 amino acids.